CUAUUAUCCUACACCAUGUUUCUGAACGGAAGUUAAUCUAGUUGGACUGUGUAACACACACGCCGCCUGCUGCUGCCUUGCCUUCUUGAUGAAGUUGGUGCAAAACUAACAGGAGACAUGCCCAGGAAAAGGGGAUCACCACCAACGUCCGCAGAAUGCGAGGACACAGCUUCUGCUAAAUAUAGAAAACUGAAGGCUGAUAUAUCUUCUUCCCCAUUAAAUUUCGACACCCCAUUAAGUUUAUUUAAAAGUCUGAUUUCUCCAAUUGGCAUAGAUGAAUUCUUUCAGGAAUAUUGGGAAAAGAAGCCCUUGUUAUUGCAAAGAUCUGACCCAAGUUUAGCCAGCUAUUACCAGUCCCUCUUCCAGUUGUCAGACCUGAAGGAACUGUGUGGUCAGAAGCUUGAGUAUGCAAGGGAUGUCAACGUCUGCCGAUGUGUGAAUGGCAAGAAAAAAGUAAUGAAUAAAGAAGGACGUGUUAACUACACUACUCUGAAAAAAGACUUUGACCAGAAGAAAGCCACCAUACAGUUUCACCAGCCUCAAAGAUUUAAGGAUGAGCUCUGGCGUAUUCAGGAGCGCCUGGAGAGUUUCUUCGGGGCCCUUGUGGGAUCGAACGUGUACAUCACACCAAAAGCUUCUCAGGGGCUGCCUCCACAUUAUGACGACGUUGAGGUAUUCAUUCUGCAGCUAGAGGGAGAGAAACACUGGAGGUUGUACAGUCCCACUGUCCCACUGGCUCGUGAGUACGGCCUGGAACCAGAGGACAGAAUAGGCAACCCAACACAUGACAUUAUCCUGAAGGCAGGAGAUCUGUUAUACUUUCCCAGAGGUACCAUACACCAAGCAAAUACUCCUGCCGAGGUGGAUCACUCCACGCACAUAACUCUCAGUACUUACCAGAACAUGUCUUGGGGAGACUACCUGCUGGACAUAUUUCCAGGUUUUCUCUUUGACUCGAUGAAAAGAGAUAUCGAUAUGAGAGCUGGAAUGCCCAGACGGCUACUUACGAAUGUUAGCGUAGGCCCAGAGGUCUGUACACAGCUCUCUACGUUCCUGAGAUGUUUGGCAGAUAGAAUGGACUCGGGUGAACAGGAGCUACGCUCUACAGACAUGGAGAGAGACUUUGUGUCCAACAGGCUUCCACCUUUUGUGCAUGACAACACAAACAUCGUGCCAACUGGAAAGAUGCCAACGCUUGAGGACUGUGUGUGCAUGAGAUUUAAAGACCACGUCGUCGUAACAGUGCAGCCAAGUCCGGAUAGAACAGAUGAGGCGACAGAGAUGGAAGUGUUUGUGGUGCAUUCGCUAAGGAAUAACAGAAAGAUUCACAUGAUGGGAGAACCACAAGAUGAUGAUGAUGAUGAUGAUGAGGAGGAGGAGGAAGAAGAAGAUGAGGAGGAGGAGAAAGAGGAGGAAUGUCCAACUCAGGUCCAGGGCGUGCGCUUCCCUCUCUCUCAUCGUCCUGCCCUCAGGCAGCUCCAGAGUGCAGAGCGCCUCCUGGUGGCCGAGCUGCAGCUGGAGCCAGACUCUGCGCGGCUGGGCCUAGUGCUGGGACUCUGGACCGAGGGGCUGCUGGAGGUCUGCUCCCCCACUGAACAGUAGGAAAGGACCCAGGAAUCAGGCUGCUGAAGUCACCUCACACUUACCUUGUAUCCUCUCGUAGAGGAAAUUAUUGUUAAUAUAAAUUUCAACAACACCAAAUAAAAGUAUG
Messenger RNA from Sardina pilchardus (European sardine), 1711 nucleotides. RefSeq names its product ribosomal oxygenase 2 (gene riox2). Gene Ontology annotation, molecular function: histone H3K4 demethylase activity; histone H3K36 demethylase activity. NCBI's taxonomy places the organism in Eukaryota, Metazoa, Chordata, Actinopteri, Clupeiformes, Clupeidae. The record is from RefSeq and is a predicted model, not a curated record. Gene Ontology annotation, cellular component: nucleolus. The coding region runs from base 118 to 1602 and encodes 494 amino acids. The transcript has 10 exons.